GACUUUAAAAAAUAUCCAACGUGGCCUUGGCUUGGCAGCAGUAAUCAUGGAUCAGGUAAUGCAAUUUGUGGAACCUAGCUAUCAGUUUGUAAAAGACUCCAUAAAACUUGUCAAAAGAUGCACCAAGCAUGACAGGAAAGAUGUCCAGAAGAUUGCCGUAGCAACAGCAACAGGCUUUGCGAUAAUGGGAUUUAUUGGUUUCUUUGUCAAACUGAUCCACAUCCCCAUCAACAACAUCAUUGCAGGCUGCUGAAUAUUUAUCAUGAAGAACAAGGUGUUGUGACACUUGCUGCAAAGAUUUCACAGCUUUAA
This is a messenger RNA of Pezoporus flaviventris, 312 nucleotides long. Its product is annotated as protein transport protein Sec61 subunit gamma-like. Gene Ontology annotation, cellular component: Ssh1 translocon complex; membrane. Bases 47 to 253 code for a protein of 68 amino acids. The record is from RefSeq and is a predicted model, not a curated record. Lineage: Eukaryota; Metazoa; Chordata; Aves; Psittaciformes; Psittacidae. Gene Ontology annotation, biological process: protein targeting; post-translational protein targeting to membrane, translocation. The transcript has a single exon. Gene Ontology annotation, molecular function: transmembrane protein transporter activity.